Messenger RNA from Andrographis paniculata, 5738 nucleotides. Its product is annotated as 1-phosphatidylinositol-3-phosphate 5-kinase FAB1B-like. Lineage: Eukaryota; Viridiplantae; Streptophyta; Magnoliopsida; Lamiales; Acanthaceae. The transcript has 12 exons. Gene Ontology annotation, cellular component: endosome membrane. Gene Ontology annotation, molecular function: 1-phosphatidylinositol-3-phosphate 5-kinase activity; metal ion binding; ATP binding. Bases 209 to 5437 code for a protein of 1742 amino acids. The record is from RefSeq and is a predicted model, not a curated record. Gene Ontology annotation, biological process: phosphatidylinositol phosphate biosynthetic process.
CUUUCAGCUUUCUCCAUCCCCCACUCAUACCAUCUUCGUGACCUUCUUACUUACCGCUCUUUACCUUUCAUUUUGGCUCUCUUUUUAUUAUUGUUAUUAUUAUCAUUGCCCCUUCACACUCAUCUCUUCGUAUAACGCACCAAUAUUUAUCAGCUCCAGCUGAUGAUCAUCGAUCCCCAACAAUGAGAUUCGAUUUUCAUUUGUGUUCAUGGGCAGUAGUAGUGACAACAGGAAGUUUAUUGAGAUCGUUGAGGUUGUGAAAUCAUGGAUGCCGAGGCGGUUGGAGCCUUCGAAAAUGUCCAGGGAUUUCUGGAUGCCGGAUGCCAGCUGCAGGGUGUGCUACGAGUGUGAUUCGCCCUUCAAUAUUAUCAACCGCAAGCACCAUUGUCGAUUGUGUGGCCGAGUUUUCUGCGCCAGGUGUACUACAAACUCUGUACUCUCAUCAUCUUCCGAUGAGUUCGCCGCCGGUAGGGUUGGAGAUGGGGAUAGGAUCAGGGUAUGCAAUUUUUGCUUAACCCAAAGGAAGCAGCAAUCGGUUGCUGGUAAUAAUGACAUGAUGGUAGAAUCGAGUCCUGGAUUAAGUUUGUCGCCGUCGUCUUCGAGCUUGGUUAGCACGCAGUCGAGCUGCUGCACGUGUAACAGUGCCGGUUCGGGUGGUUAUUCUGCCGGAGUUUUCCCUCAGGGCCAUUGUUGGCCGGCAGAGGCAGACUCUGUGCAGAUGGACUCUAGUUUAGGUAAUAAAGACCGGGCGAGAGGUUUGGGAAAGGCGGGUUAUCUUGAUGCCAGGGAUAGUUUCAGUGAGCCAUUUGGUUCUUGCAGCAGGAGUGAUGAUGAGGAUGACGACUACUCGAUAUGCAGAUCACACUCAGAAGCUGCUUCCACUAGUCCUUUCAAUGCGAGCUAUGAGACGAAUGACUAUUAUCAGGUUGCUCACAUCUACGAGCGAGGUGAGGCGCAUCCUACGGAGGGAAGCGAACAUGGAGCUUGUGAUGCUAUCCCGUUGCUAGAACAUUAUGAGAAACAGGGGCCAGACCGUGGGGAAGUGAGUGGAAAAGAUGAGGAUCUCCAUAGCGAUCAUGCUCAACCGGAUCCAGCUCCUUUAAAUGGUAUCAACGUCGUGGAUUUUGAAAGUGUUGAAUAUGAAAAAGAUGGUUUUAUCUGGCUCCCUCCAGAACCUGAGGACGAAGAAGAUGAGAGGGAAGAUGUUGCAUCUGAAGAAGAUGAUGGGAAUGAGAAUUCAGCAGGAGAAUGGGGUUACCUGCGCUCGAGCAGUUUUUUGGAUGGGGAAUAUCGUAGAUCACACGAUGAGCACAAGAGGGCUAUGAAGAGGAUCGUUGAUGGACAUUUUAGAUCUUUAAUAUCUCAACUUCUGCAGGCCGAGAAUGUGCCUGCGAACGAGCAUGAGAGUUGGUUGGAAAUUAUUAUGGCAUUGUCUUCGGAAGCUGCUACUUUUAUAAAGCCGGAUACAAGCAGAGGUGGAGGAAUGGAUCCUGGUGGAUAUGUGAAGGUUAAGUGUGUGGCUUGUGGGCAUCGAAAUGAAAGUACUGUAAUUAAAGGAGUGGUUUGCAAGAAAAAUGUGGCUCAUCGACGAAUGACUUCAAAAAUUGAUAAAGCUCGGAUUCUACUGCUCGGUGGCGCCCUGGAGUACCAACGUGUUGCUAACCACUUAUCGAGUUUUGAUACGUUGUUGCAGCAGGAAAUGGACCAUUUGAAAAUGGCUGUUGCAAAAAUUGAUGCGCACCAUCCGAAUGUUCUUAUGGUAGAAAAAUCGGUAUCUAGGUAUGCACAAGACUAUCUUCUUGCUCGAAACAUAUCUCUAGUACUUAACAUCAAGAGACCUCUUUUAGAGCGUAUAGCUCGAUGCACCGGUGCACAGAUAAUACCAUCGGUUGACAAUCUCUCAGCACCAAAACUGGGAUAUUGUGACUCUUUUCAUGUGGACAAGUUUCUGGAAGUUCAUGGCAGUGCUGGACAAGGUGGAAAAAAGUUGACAAAGACACUCAUGUUUCUCGAAGGUUGUCCUCGACCGUUAGGAUGCACUAUACUGCUAAAGGGUGCCAGUGGGGAUGAGCUUAAGAAAGUGAAACAUGUAGUAAAUUAUGGCGUUUUUGCUGCUUAUCACUUGUCGCUAGAGACUUCAUUUCUAGCUGAUGAAGGCGCGUCAUUGCCGGAGCUCCCUUUGAAAUCUCCUAUAAAAGUUGCAUUGCCUGAUACACCCCUAAGAUCUGGAAGCUCGAUUUCAAUAAUACCUGGAUCCACUUCUCCAUUCUCUGAAAAGCCGCAAGAUCAGCAACACUCCAGCAAUGCUGAUGAACCAUCCGGGAUGGCCCCGUCUAACCCUGAGUCCUUCUGGAAGAAAGAUUCCUUUUCUCAGACCCAGAGUUCUGAAUUUGCAAUCAGAGAUAUGGAUCUAACUGUGGGUUGUAGUCCUCAGGUGGAAGGAAAUCAUGAUUCUAAUUCCAACAUUUUCUCUGAUUCUCAAUCUUCCGGACCGGGCUUUGGCUAUUCACAUGGUGAUGGAACGAAGUUGUAUUCAAUCUUGGAUAAUUCUGAGUCAGUACAGUUGGAACAAUACAACACCGAACAGACGGGGGAUUCGGGAGCACUGAAAGAAGAGUUUCCUCCCUCGACAUCCGAUCAUCAAAGCAUCUUGGUCUCUCUAUCAACCAGAUGUGUGUGGAAAGGAAGCGUAUGUGAACGUGCUCAUAUUUUUCGAAUCAAAUACUAUGGCAGUUUUGAUAAACCAUUGGGUCGAUUUCUUCGAGACCAUCUGUUCGAUCAGGACUACAGAUGUCGGUCGUGUGAAUUACCUUCCGAAGCACAUGUUCAUUGCUACACUCAUCGACUAGGCAGCCUCACAAUUUCUCUACGGAAGCUUCAAGAAUUCACAUUGCCAGGCGAGAGUGAAGGGAAAAUUUGGAUGUGGCAUCGAUGCCUGCGAUGUCCGAGGAUCCAUGGUUUCCCUCCAACUACAAAAAGGGUUCUGAUGUCUAAUGCAGCCUGGGGCUUGUCUUUCGGGAAGUUUUUGGAACUCAGUUUUUCGAACCAUGCUGCUGCAAGCAGGGUUGCUAGCUGUGGCCAUUCACUUCACAGAGAUUGUCUUCGGUUUUAUGGUUGCGGGAGGAUGGUUGCAUGUUUUCGGUAUGCGCCGAUCAAUGUACAUUCUGUGUAUCUCCCGCCACCCAAGCUUGAAUUUGACUACCACAGUCAGGAAUGGAUUCAGAGGGAAUUCAAUGAGGUCCGCAACAAGGCAGAUCUACUCUUCUCGGAAGUGUCAAAAGCGCUUAAUCAGAUCAUAGAAAAGAAUCACAACACUAAGAUGACAGAAUCAGGCUUUGUCCAACAGAUAUCGAAGCUGGAGUCAAUGAUACAGAUGGAGAAGAAAGAAUUUGAGGAGUCAUUGUGGUGUAUGCCUAAAAUGUCGGCAAAACUGGUCCAACCUGAAAUCGACAUUCUCGAGAUCAACAAACUGAAACGCCAGUUAGUUAUUCAUGCUUACGUAUGGGAUCAACGCUUGGUGAAUGUUUCUAGAUCGAAGGAACAGGCUUCGAAUUUGAGAGAGAAGCAAAGUGAAGCGGACAUGGUUUCCAGAUCGAAGGAACAGGCUGCGAAUUCGAGGGAGAAGCGAAGUGAAAUGGACAUAGUUCCCAGAUCGGGACGGGGUUUCAGCAGCUGGGAUCCUUCUCUUGCUAAUAUGAUUCCUGAUAUGAUCAUGGCUGACGCCAAACAUCGCCAUGUUGAUUCUCCAAACAAGACUCACAAAGGAGCAGAUACUGGCACUUAUAAUUCUUCUGGCGCGAAUUCAAGCAACCAGCCGGAGAUGCUGCAAUCUGGAAAUACAGUUCGAAGGGCUCAGUCGGAAGGGCAGAUUGUCGUUAUGGGAGAUGUACCUGAAAAUGCUGACAUGCCCUCGGCUGAUUCUUCCUCUGGCAUCCUUUCAACUGAAGUAGAUCCAGCUGGUGGUGUAACUGAGGCUCAAAAUUCGGCAUUGCAUACAAAGGAGUCUGAUGAUGUUGAAAAUCCGAGUAAUUGGGCGAGCACGCCUUUUUCAGUUAUAUACCAGUCUUUCAACAAGAAUUCAACGGCGUGCUUUCUGAAGCUCGGCAAAAUUAGCGAGUACAAUCCUGUCUAUAUCACAUAUAUGAGAGAGCUGAUCAAUCAGGGUGGUGCUUGCCUGCUGCUGCCUAUGGGUUUGGAUGAUAUCAUUGUGCCGAUUUAUGAUGAUGAGCCUACUAGCAUUAUUUCUUAUGCUCUCGUCUCGCCGGAUUACAAGAACCUUAUGUCCAAGGAUCCUGAAAAGCCGAAGAAUUCUUUGGAGCUAUCAUCCUCGUUCUCGUUAUUAAAUUCAAUUAAUUUGUUCUCGCUACAUUCUUUUGAUGAAUCAUCUUCCGAAACCCUGAAGAGUCUCAGCUCCGUUGAUGAGAGCAUCCUGUCAUCUGGCUCCCGGAGUUUCUCAGCAUUGGAUCCUGUCCAAUUCCCGAAUACUACUCUGUACACCAGGAUUACAUUCUCGGAUGAUGGCCCUCCGGGGAAGGUGAGCUACUCUGUAACAUGUUAUUACGCGAAGCAGUUUGAAGUUUUGAGGAAGACCUGCAUUGCAAACGAGGUGGAUUUUAUCCGCUCCAUCAGCCGGUGUAAGAAAUGGGGCGCGCAAGGAGGUAAAAGCAAUGUGUUCUUCGCGAAAACACUGGAUGACAGGUUUAUAAUCAAACAAGUGACGAAGACAGAGCUCGAGUCGUUUCUCAAAUUUGCGCCGUCUUAUUUUAAGUACCUAAAGGAAUCAAUCAACAGCGGAUGCCCGACUUGCCUCGCCAAGAUCUUUGGAAUUUAUCAGGUUACGUCAAAGCAUUUGAAAGGCGGUAAAGAAUCAAGAAUGGAUGUCCUCGUCAUGGAGAAUCUUCUUUUCAGACGAAACAUCACACGGAUAUACGACCUGAAAGGCUCUACCCGAUCGCGGUACAAUCCCGACUCAAGCGGGAGCAACAAAGUUCUACUCGAUCAGAAUUUGAUAGAAUCCAUGCCUACUUCUCCGAUCUUCUUGGGAACUAAGGCGAAACGUCUAUUGGAGAGAGCCAUCUGGAACGACACUUCAUUUCUUGCCUCGAUAGAUGUGAUGGACUACUCGCUCCUUGUUGGUGUUGAUGAGGAGAAGCACGAGCUGGUGGUUGGGAUUAUUGAUUUCAUGAGGCAGUAUACGUGGGAUAAGCAUCUCGAAAACUGGGUGAAGGCGUCGGGCAUUCUGGGAGGGCCUAAAAACGUGGCUCCCACAGUGAUAUCUCCAAAACAGUACAAGAAAAGGUUCCGGAAGGCGAUGUCUGCUUAUUUCCUCAUGGUUCCGGAUCAGUGGCCUUCGUCGCCGUCGCCAGUCCAUCCCAGCGGCUCCCUCUCCAACCUCUCUGAAGAAAACUGGCAAGAGAAGGUGAUCCCAUCUCAUUGAUCUCCCUCUCUUACAUUCUCGUGUUCUUACAUGAUCAUAUAUAGUAUGCAUAUAAUGCACAUAUAUCUUCUGUUUGUUGUAGACCUGAAUGCAUGGCUACUUUUAUUUGCCACGAAAGAUUUUGAUGUCAUACAUAAAUACAUAUAUUAGCUCAGAAUUGAAGUGUAAAAUUCAUAUCUACAAAUUUCAGUGUUCAAUAAACCUCUGUUGUUGUUUGAAUUCUUGAAACUGUCUGAAUUUUCUUUGGUUACCAUCUUUUAUAUUUCUUUGAUGUAAUGAUAUCGACAAUCCCUUUUUAUAA